AUUAUUGCUGUAAAACAAAAAGCGACUAUAAUCGCGAAACGUCGAGAUGCAUCUCGCGAUCUCCUCAUCAAGAAUCAAAUGGAAAUAAUGUCUCCGCAGACUGCGCGGUGGGGCCAGGCUCCGCACCGCCUUCAGUUUUUGUUCGCACCUGGAUAGUCGGUCGAUCCCGGCAAACGCGUGGCGUAACCGAGCCGGCCUCGUUCCAAUCUAUAAGUACACCGCACCUGAUCGACAAGCCUUCAACAAAUCCAGCAGACCCCCUGAUUUCGAUCGAAAACAUCGCGGCAAUCCUCCUUCAAGAUGCAGAUCUUCGUGAAGACCCUCACCGGGAAGACUAUCACCCUCGAGGUGGAGUCCUCCGACACCAUCGACAAUGUUAAGGCGAAGAUUCAAGACAAGGAGGGCAUCCCGCCGGACCAGCAGCGUCUGAUCUUCACAGGCAAGCAGCUCGAGGAUGGCCGUACUCUUGCUGAUUACAACAUUCAGAAGGAGUCCACCCUGCACCUGGUGCUCCGCCUCCGUGGUGGCCAGUGAUUUCUUUGGAAGAUCGGUUCACAGGUCCCGGUAGUUGUCUCUAUGGUUAUGUGUGAGUCGUGUCAUUGUGUGUUACUGUUGUCAGUGUCUUAGUCCCGUAUUUUGUGUGCGAACAUCUGUUGCUGCUGUGUAGCAUUGUGGCCACUGUUAGGCUGAUCACAGUGGGAAGGAACUUAGGAGUAACAUCACACACUUCAAUACAACUUUGCUUAUGUGGCAUGUAUUUAAUGAAGAGAGAGGUGCUUGUGGUAACUAGCUAAGUUACCGGAACAUCACACACUUCAAGAAA
Triticum aestivum (bread wheat) is the source of this 823-nucleotide messenger RNA. Its product is annotated as ubiquitin. The record is from RefSeq and is a predicted model, not a curated record. NCBI's taxonomy places the organism in Eukaryota, Viridiplantae, Streptophyta, Magnoliopsida, Poales, Poaceae. Gene Ontology annotation, molecular function: protein binding. The coding region runs from base 301 to 534 and encodes 77 amino acids. The transcript has 2 exons.